This is a messenger RNA of Colletotrichum tamarilloi, 363 nucleotides long. RefSeq lists its product as uncharacterized. The annotation marks the transcript as partial. The record is from RefSeq and is a predicted model, not a curated record. The transcript has a single exon. NCBI's taxonomy places the organism in Eukaryota, Fungi, Ascomycota, Sordariomycetes, Glomerellales, Glomerellaceae.
GGUCUCUUGGACCAAUACAUCCUCAAUGCCUCCCCCUCACGACCAGUCGACGUUGCAGCCAUCAGCUACGACAUAUCGGACACUACCACACAUCUCGUUCAACUAUCACUGCGCCAUCUCUCGAACCGACAUUUGACCUUCUUUCUUCCCAAGAUUGCCGUUCAUGCCGUGCCGCUUCCACCGACCUUGCCUUUUGGUCGAUUCCCGUUUUCCGUGCAGAACAAGAGCCGAAAUCUGCGCUCCGUCACCCCUGACCCCUGCCCCAUCGAUCUUCGCCGCUGGACCGAGUUUGGGAUUUCCGACCGCCUGGUGCUCUUCGCUUGCGAGUUUCCUAAUUUCAGCAGUGCCCUGGACUCGAUCUAG